This is a messenger RNA of Sorghum bicolor (sorghum), 2108 nucleotides long. RefSeq lists its product as uncharacterized. The coding region runs from base 280 to 1908 and encodes 542 amino acids. The record is from RefSeq and is a predicted model, not a curated record. The transcript has 3 exons. NCBI's taxonomy places the organism in Eukaryota, Viridiplantae, Streptophyta, Magnoliopsida, Poales, Poaceae.
CACUCCCCCUCUCUCCUAUAUAUCCUUGUAUAUCCUAGCCUCCUAGGAGGGGGUCAUAACUACUCAUAUGCUGGGGACUUGGACUUUGAUUAGUUUGAGCUAGCUACCUCUACCAAGUCCAACCUUGUUCCAUCUCAUCUCCAUUCCAAGCACACAUAGACCAUAUAAACCACAAACACAAGGCUAUUUGGCAUAUAUAGAUAGAUAGAUAGAUAGAUAGAUACUGGUAAGAGUGCAAAGGAAACUAGUAGUUAGUCACAGAGAUUUCAGGCGAUCGAUAUGGCUCUCGCCACCCUGCUGCUCCCCUCCUCAGGCGGCUCUACGGCCACCAAGGCUGGCACCGGCGACCACCGCACCGACAGCCGGCGGCAGCAUGACCACCACCACCACCACCACGGGAGCAAGCGCAAGAAGAAGGCACCACCAUCACCGCAACCGUCGCUCCCGUCGUCGUCGGCGCCAAGAACACCGCCAGCAGGCGCACGAAGCCACCGCGUCGUCAUGGCCGCGUCGUCGUCGUCGUCGUCGUCUAGGAAGAGCCCCGCCAUGUCCAUGGUCCCCGCGGCGGCGGGCAAGAACAACAACCACGCCCAGUACCAGUACCAGCAGCGCCGAGGCCACCAGGCGACGACGAAGAAGGCCUCCACCGCGGCGUCAUCCUCCUCCUCGUCCUGGGAGCAGGUGAAGAGCCUGCUGAGCUGCCGGAGCGCGACGGCGGCGGCGCGGGUGCACGACCCAUCGGCGCCCUCGGCGCUGGCGCGGCUCCGUGGCGCCGGCGGCGCGGGCACGUGCGGCGCCUCGCUCUGCGCCAUGCGCGACGUCGUGGUCGACGCCGCCUCCUCCGCGGCCUCGUCGUCCGCCGCCGCGUCCGCCUCCGACACGGCCCCGCUGAACCGCCGCCGCGCGCACCGCGGCGGCGCCUCGUCGUCCUCCACCGCCGGCAACAGCGGUACCAGCAGCAGCCACCACUCGUCGUCCCUGCGGCCGCGUGGCCUCUCCGGCUGCUACGAGUGCCGCGCCAUCAACGUGGAACCCAUGUCAAGGAGGUACCCGAGGCCGAGGGAGGUGUGCGCAUGCCCGCAGUGCGGCGAGGUGUUCACCAAGGCCGACACCUUGGAGCACCACCAGGCCAUUCGCCAUGCAGUGUCUGAGCUUGGUCCGGAGGACUCCGGUCGCAACAUCGUGGAGAUCAUCUUCAAGUCGAGCUGGCAGAAGCGAGACCGCCGCCGCUCCAUCUGCCACAUCGACCGCAUCCUCAAGGUCCACAACGCGCCGCGCACCGUCGCCCGCUUCGAGGCCUACCGCGACGCCGUCCGAUCACGCUGCCGCGCCGUCGUCGCCGCACGGGCCGCCGCCGACGGCAACGAGCUGCUCAGGUUCCACUCCGCUCCCCUCGCCUGCUCCCUCGGCCUCAGCGGCGCCACCGCUCUCUGCUGCUCCUCCGGUGCCGCUGCUGCUGGUGCAGCCGCCGACGACGACGCCGACGCCGCCGCCUCGUCGCCCUGCGGCGUGUGCACGGCUAUACGGCAUGGGUUCGCGCCGUGGGUCGGCGCGCACCCGCUCGGCGUCCGUACCACGGCCAGCAGCGGCCGCGCGCACGACUGCGGCUCAUCAUCGGCUUCACCGUCGUCGUCGUCGUCGGUGCCGGCGGCGAGCGACGUUAACGGCCCUGCGGCUGCCGGCUGCCGCGCCAUGCUGGUGUGCCGCGUCAUCGCCGGCCGCGUCCGCCGUGAUGGCGGCGACACGUCGUCGUCCGCUGCUGCCGAGGAAGACGGGCCCUUCGACUCGGUCGCCGGCGAGGACGCCGCCAGUAGCAGCGUGUACGGGAACCUCGAGGAGCUCUUCGUCGCCAACCCCAGGGCCAUCUUGCCAUGCUUCGUCGUCAUCUAUCGUGUCCUUGAUUCUUGAUGCUUGAAUCAAACAUCACGUUCGCCCAAUGCAUGCUUAGCUUCUUCCUAAUUUCGUCCAUCUGUAUCUGUAUAAACGAAUGAAUGUGGAGAAAGAUCAUGCUGUUAUUUUUCUUCUUCUUCUUUAAAUUUGUUGUCAUUGUCAAACAACUAAUUAAUACUCAUAUAUAUAAGUAUGCCAUAUAUAUUAUAUGUUUGUAA